Messenger RNA from Gymnodraco acuticeps, 6873 nucleotides. It is a transcript of the gene dtx1, whose product is annotated as deltex 1, E3 ubiquitin ligase. Lineage: Eukaryota; Metazoa; Chordata; Actinopteri; Perciformes; Bathydraconidae. Gene Ontology annotation, biological process: Notch signaling pathway; protein ubiquitination. The transcript has 10 exons. Gene Ontology annotation, cellular component: nucleoplasm. The record is from RefSeq and is a predicted model, not a curated record. Gene Ontology annotation, molecular function: ubiquitin protein ligase activity; zinc ion binding. The coding region runs from base 858 to 2786 and encodes 642 amino acids.
ACGGAUAUCCAUACAGGUGCGCCAGGAUAUUUUUUGCGUAAUUUGCGGGCGGCAUAAAAUGCGUGUUUACUAUUUGCACGCAUGCUGUCUCUAGUUAGUGGCAGUCAUGCGCGUCCAAGGCGAAAUGGCUCUGCACCUCACACACUGAAAACCGUGCAACUGGGGCAUGCAUUCACUUUGACAGAGCGGACCAACAAGCUGCUGUAGUCUGUAGCAGAUCCACGGGAAUAAAACGACGUCUUGGCUUUCUGCAAUAACAGUGGAUUACUGGAGCUGUAGGAGGUGGGUUUGAAGGAAGAUUUCAGUUUAAAUGAUACGGGGAAACGUACAAAUCACAGAUGUGAAAAAGCAGGUGCGUUUCGAGAUUUUGCACCUCGGUUUUUUUUAUUUUGCAAUCUGAAUUUCCGCCGGAGUCUGUGAAAUGCAGCCUCUACCUGAGAGAUGUGUGGCACCACAACUGCAGCCUACAGAGAACUUCUCCUGUCUACCUGCUGCUGAUCUGCUGUGGUCGGCUGUGGAGGACUAAGACUGUCACCAAUGCAAAUCUCAUAAUCAUAACCAUCAUCAUCACCAUCAUCCACGUCUGCCACUUCAAACACCAAGACACAAGAGGCCAGAGGCUGCUUUUGGCUGAUCAAAGAGCCAGCAGUCACAAAGCACCUGUAGACCAUGACUCCUGCAGAGCUGCCUGCGUGAGAGCAGCAUGAGAUAAUCGAGGAGUACCAUACUAAUAGCUGAUUCAAGCCUUAUCUGUUUGGCGUGAUGAAAAUGUUCCAGUGUGUCAGUUGACUGACAGUUGCAGUGCUGUUCUAGCGUGGGACAUAGCCAGUAGCUGAAGCGCAGACACCACAAAGGAGAUGGCUCGUCCAGGAUCAGGGCUGCUGGUACCUGUCAAUGGUCUGGGAUACCCUCCUCAGAACCUUGCCAGGGUGGUGGUCUGGGAGUGGAUGAACGAACAUGGCCGCUGGAGGCCCUACAGUGCCGUGGUUUGCCACCAUAUUGAGAAUGUACUGAAGGGGGAUGCUCGGGGAACUGUAGUCCUGGGGCAGGUGGAUGCCCAGCUCACUGCCUACAUCAUCGACCUGCAGUCCAUGCACCAGUUUCGACAGGACACGGGCACGAUGAGACCAGCGCAGAGAAACUUCUAUGAGCCGUCGUCCGCCCCGGGGAAAGGCGUGGUGUGGGAGUGGGAGAACGACAGCGGCUCGUGGACGCCGUAUGACAUGGAGAUCUGUGUGACCAUCCAGAAUGCCUACGAGAAGCAGCACCCCUGGCUGGACCUCACCUCUCUGGGCUUCAGCUACCUCAUCGACUUCAACAGCAUGUGUCAGACCAACAGGCAGAGUCAGCGUAAGAGACGCCUGCGGAGACGCAUGGACCUGGCCUACCCGCUCAUCAUGGGCUCCAUCCCCAAGUCCCAGUCGUGGCCCGUGGGAGCAAACUCCGGCCAGCCCUGCUCCUGCCAGCAGUGCAUCCUGGUCAACAGCACGAGAGCCGCCUCCAAUGCAAUUCUGGCCUCUCAACGGCGUAAGCACUACGGCGGGACAACAGGAAACACAGGCGCUACAGGAACUCUCACUGCAGUGCGGCAGAGCAACACCUUUGCUGGAACCUCUCUCUGGUCCCCGACAUCCGCCUCCUCGGGCCCCAACAACAAUAACAUAAGUAUGGGAGGUGGGCAUGCCAAAGCUGAACAGGUGCUGUUGCCACUGUCCUCUGCCAAUUUCCCCUGUUCCCCCGUGAUGCCCACUCUUUCAUCCGCCCAUGGCCACCACGCUCUCACCAUCAACGGACAGAACAACCUGAACCGGCCGGGCACACAGCGCAUUUCCAUGAGCACUGCCAGAGGAGCCGUCCCACCAGGGGUUCCUGCUCUCCCAGUAAAAAACCUGACUGGAACUGGACCAGUGCACCCAGCCCUAGCAGGUAUGACAGGUAUCCUGAUGUGCGCUGCAGGUCUGCCGGUUUGCCUGACCCGGGCCCCCAAGCCCAUUCUGCACCCGCCCCCCAUCAAUAAGAGCGACAUGAAGCCUGUUCCAGGGAUCAAUGGCAUGCGCCGCAAAACCAAGAAAAAGCACCUGAGGAGAGGCAAAAACCCAGAGGAUGUGGUGCGAAGAUACACAGAGAAGAUUAAAGUGGUGCCAGAUGAGGACUGUACCAUCUGCAUGGAGAGGCUGGUCAUGGCGUCAGGCUAUGAAGGCAUCCUGCAGCACAAAGGCAUCAAGCCAGAGCUGGUGGGCAAACUUGGCAAGUGUGGCCACAUGUACCAUCUGCUGUGCCUGGUGGCCAUGUACAACAAUGGCAAUAAGGAUGGCAGUCUUCAGUGCCCAACAUGUAAAACCAUCUAUGGGGAGAAAACGGGCACCCAGCCUCCUGGGAAGAUGGAGUAUCACGUCAUCCCCCACUGCCUGCCCGGCUACCCAGACUCCAAGAGCAUCCGCAUCGUCUACGACAUUCCUGCUGGGAUCCAGACCAAUGAGCACCCCAGCCCCGGGAAAAAAUUCAGUGCCAGAGGGUUUCCUCGACACUGCUACCUCCCUGACAAUGACAAAGGCAGGAAGGUCCUGAAGCUGCUGAUCAUGGCCUGGGACCGACGCCUCAUCUUCACCAUCGGCACGUCCAGCACCACGGGAGAGUCGGAAACGGUGGUGUGGAACGAGAUUCACCACAAGACAGAAUUUGGUUCCAACCUGACUGGUCACGGCUACCCGGACCACAAAUACCUGGACAACGUCCUGACAGAGCUGUCGGCCCAGGGGGUCGGCGAGGACAACCUGAAGGACUGAUAGUUGCCUGAGAUGGUACACAGGAACAGCGCACACCAUGCCUCACCGUCUCCCAGGCAACAGGAAGCUUCAUGAUGCGCCAAAAAGCAGCCGACAACUCUUUACUCCCCACAAACGAAAAUACCCUGCAGAAGCAGUGGCACAAGAGCAACGCAAGCAAAAAUAAAUGACGUGGUUAUGGUCGAUAUCUUGAUUUGUAUAACCUAAGAUUUCCCCCCUGCUGCCUCUUGAUCCAUGCCUUGAGCAAGUUCUCAGAGGGUAACAAACGUAAAGACAAGGUUAGGAUUGUGGCUUGGUGAAUGGUAUUUAACCCCUUUUAGAUUAAACUGAAGCUGUUCCUCUGCACUUGAUGAGGGGACAAACCUGGCAUAUUUUAAAAUGCUAAACUCCAGAAUGCAUGGCCCAGACUAACGCUGCAUAAUGAAGGUUGGGCGAUAACCUGCAAUCUGAUGAAAUGUUGAUAGAUCAGCUGUUGCUUGAUGUUGUCAAGAUUAUAUUUAAGAGAAUUUCAGCAUAUUGUAUUCAUCCAAAGGAAUUAAUUAAUUGCAUCCCCCGGUUUUUCAUAUAUUUGAUUAUUGUCCUGUAUCAAGUGGUGGUUUCGUGAUUUUGAAAGAGAGGAUUGUGGCGUGUUUUUGGUGACUGUACAGUUGCAUAUGGGCAUUUCGGAUAUUUUCCACUUCAGAUACUUUAAGUCAAUUGUUUUCGACUAUGAAAGUGUGUCCUGUAGUGCAUGAAAUAAAUUCCAGAGGCUAUAAAACAUCAAUGUUUGAUAUUGUGUUGUAUGAGCGGAGACAUGAAAGAUAGAUAAAACAAGCAUCUUACCAGACAGUUUGAUGCCCGUUAUGAGAUGUUGAAAGGCUGUGGUUGUGAAGCGGUUUUUGCUACGCUCCAAGGUUAAACUCAUUUGUUUUGUUGACACACUGAUGACGCUGACCUCUGUUUGUAUAAAGCCUGCGCUAUUUUUUUCCAUGUUGGAGGCAACACGGGCGUCGGCACCAUCCAUCAUGCUGACCAUACAUGAGGGUCGAGUGUGUGGUUGCGUGCUCUUAGGCAAUAAUAUGCUGGCUUGAGGUCCUUUAGGAGAAAAGCUGAACACACUCCUGGCAGAUGGACGUUCGUCUUUCAGCACCAACAGUUCUCUCUGUUGGAGAUCCAUCUUUGGCUCCUGCUCGCCUGCGAUCCACAAGUCUCUUGUGAGCUUGUUAGCGAGCAAUGAAACAUCUCUUGUCCUGCGUGAGCUCACUCAGAGUUGUUAGGCAAGAUGCUAAUGUAUGGCCUCUUUCCUCCUCAGCAGCAGCAGAGUACUUGCAAAUGUUGGUCUAGUAUUUAGUUCUGCACUCUCCAUUUCCCCCUCAGAUGUUAUGCCCGUGAGGUAAAGAGUUUUUCUGUAGAUCCUUGGUGGAGUUGUGCUGUUUCUCUACUCGGAGAUUAAAGAUAACCCAGUGCUGCAUAAUUCUCCAUAAUUAUAUCUGAUCAAUUUUAAUGAGUGGGGGUGUAGAUGCAUGGUUUAUCGUGUGGGCACCCAGCUGUGAGCUUAAUUUUGGAGUGAAUCAUAGUCUUCCAUAGCACUUUGAGGCAACGGUUUAGUUUGAUCAGUCCUUUUAGUUUUUAGGAAAAUGUCUUUAAAUUGUGUUUUUUUUAUUUUAUUGAUGUUUAUAAACCGGCUUGCGAUGCUUUGAAAAAUAUAUACGAUAUACAUUUGCAGAUGUGAUAUAGGCUACCUUUAAAUUCAAGCUCAAUUUGAGUCGGUGGUGUUGGUUUAAUUUAUUUUUAUACUCUUCUAUAUAGAAUAUAUAAAAUGACCAUCUGGCUCACAUAUCUAUACACAGGCACAUCUUAACAUGAAUACAGAAAAUCUGGCAAAGAUGAAUUUGUCAGUAUGUCAGGGACUGUUGAAAAUGUACUACAUGUUAUGGACGUCUUAUAUUACAAGUAGUUUUAGCGUAUGCUGCUGUCGUUACCUUAAUGUAGAAUCUGUGUAGUCGAUCCUGUGGGACUCCAAUAAAUACAGUAAGUGUAUCUUUAUUAUUGGUGGGGGAGCUUUAGCAGCAUGAAGAUGUCCGUUCCCCCCAUAGACCCCUCAAUGGGCCAUUUCUCUUUUUCUACUUUGACAUGGGAAUGGUUGCAGUCGGCAAUCUCUGUUCAGUUUGGAGGUGAAAACGGCGCGCCUGGGUGAAAUAAAAGACACAAAUAAUUGUUAGGGUCUUUGCUUUAGUUACAUAGAGCAACAGAUUGGUGCAAUUUGACCUCCUGUCAGUUGUCAAUAGAUAUAACCUACUUUAUUGAAAAUUAUAAAGACCCUGAAAACCCAUUUUCUCAAUCAUCUUCUUACUUUAUCGUACACAAACACACCAAUACAUGAUCUGCCAUUUCUUCGUAUUCAUGUCUUGGCAUGUUAAUACAAAAAGCCUCUUUUUGCCUGGCAAUAUACUAAGUAAUUCAACAACUGGACAGUUUGACCACUCUUGUUUUUAUUUGUCUUAAAAAACAUACAGUGUAACAAGCCAAGGCCUCAAGUUCCCUCACAGCUACUAGCUAUAGCUACAAAGGUUAGCUGUUAACUAGAUUUGUUAUUGUUAAGCUAGGCACAUUAGCUUUAAAUUGCCGCUUUCUCAUGAGUGUUUUAUGUUACAGAGAAACCUUCUUUUUUUUUUUAAAGAGAAAAAACGUUUUCAGGGGCUUUGAACUACUUUUGUGUGUUUACAGUGAUACCUGCACAUGCUAAACAAACCACUAAAGUUAUUUGUGAGUUUGAUAUUUGACCCAGGUGUUGAAAACAUAUCCUUUUGGCCUGUUCUCUUUUUUUCCUUCACAACCUUUUUGACUCCCUUUAUAUUACGGGACAGCAAAAGAGAAUGCAUCCAACCUUUCAGGGAAUGUUUUCCAUGUUGAUUGAAGUUUCAUUAACCAGAGAAAUUCAAAUGUUUGCUUCUUCUUUGACUUUUCCUUUCCAUGUGUCGGCCUUGUAGUACGGCCCUUUAGACUUUUCAGGUGUGUACAGACUUAUAUGGCAAUGAUGAACACAACAUGGUUUGGUAUAUUAUGUGUCUGAUUAAGAAAGAGAGAGAUGGUGUUUAUGCAAUUUACUAUUUUUAAGAUCUAUUACAUGAUUUAUGUGUAGCAAGAAGGCAGAUCUUUUUGGUUUUAAAUGACAAUGGAUGUUUUCUUUAUGGGGUGCCACUGCCUACCUCCAGGAACAAAGGGGUUGCGAUCCGAAGAUAUUCACAUGCUAUGUACUAGAACACGUAUAUUUUUGAUGUCUUUUUUUUAAUUAUGAUUGUCUCUAAAAGAACUAUAACAUAACAUUGUUGUAUUACUCUUAAGAUUCAUUCCAUGCUAUGUUCACUUUGAUUAGAGGUGGUAGUCACUUUUAUCAGGCCUAUAUGAAGUAUUUGCAGUUGUACCCUCUUAUAACUGUACUUCUCUCUAAAUGAUAUCUUAACAUUUUUCAGUGGAUAUACUGUGUGUUUGUAUCUGAUUGUUUGUGCGAGUGUGUGUGAAUGUAUGCCGAGUUUGCGUCUAGUAAACAGAAAUUAGGUUCAUGUCCUUUAAAGAUACAGUAAUGUUCUCCGAGAGGUGCAUGUUAACCAAACUGUGAGCAAGUUUAUUGACAAUGCAUAGCUUUUGCGUAUGAAAACAUCAUAGCUUCUUUAGAGAUAUCCCCCAGGUCUUCUGGGGAUUUAGCACUGUGGUUUUGCAUCUUACUCCAGUUAGAUAAAAGUUGAUUUCCUCUACCGGGUUUGAUUUCCGCAGAUGGGGACGACUCAGCGUUUGGCUGCUCUCCUCAGUCUUUUAACAUCUCAAACAUCCGAAUGUGUUGCAUUGAAGUGCCCAUUUUAAUUGACAUUUUGCGAAUCAUGAUUUUUGUAGUUUGAUUUCUCAGAAGCAGUGUCUACAUUUUGCUAUUUAAAAUGCUUCACAAAGAUGAACAGAGAUCAAUUCAAAGCAAGAUAUAAAGAUACAUUGAUUCAACUAUAAAGGGCUUCUUAAUCUAUCGGUCUUUAUUGAAUUGUGAUGACAUUGUUGCAUGUUUGAGUGUUUCUUGUGGAAAAAUAAACGUGCCCUGGAUAAGGGUAGUUUGUUUGAA